GCGCGUUUUACGUUCGCGUCUCUUGGCCCACGUGACUAAAUGCGGUGACUCGAUUGGACGGGACCAUCGCGGGGGAUUUAAAAGCUUCUUUCAAACUGGCAAAGCGUCUUGUAUCUUUGAUUAGGAAGCAUUUUUAGCGUCAGCGGUUGAGUAGGCAAGCUUGUGGAGAACGCUUGUGGAACAAUAAGUAAUAAACCCGUUGUCCCGGUGACCUAGCGUAGUUACUAUUUACCCCCGAAGCGUCGUUGUUCGCCGUAGUAGUGCAAAUUCGACGAGCUUUAUCAGAAAAGGCUCAUUACAAUCUUCGCCAAAUCGUUGAUUACUGAUAGGAAUGUACAGCACAGCAGCAGUGAAAACUCGCAACCAAUUAUUACAGUAGUGGGGAAUGCUAAUUGAAGCUACAGUUCUGACACGUUGCAAGACUAAUAUUAGCAACGUCAGUUUGUACAGAACACAGUCUCACAAGUAACUGCCGUGGACUGUUGUACAAGAAGCUUCUCUGAAAUUACAACUUUUUACUUAAGAAUUCAUGCCAGCAGGAAAGCUUCAUAAAUAACCAUGUCUCACAAUGUACUUUCAACACGUUCUACUUCUCAUGUCGGGGAUAAUCGACAAAAACCUUUCAAUGAAAAUGCUGGAGCAAGACCAAAGACAACUCAAGGACGUGCCGUUCUUGGUGUGAUCAGUCAAAACACAGCUUCUGGAAGAGUUCAACCAUUUAGAGCUGCGAAACAGAAUGCCACUACUGAAGGAUUCUUUAGUGGUCAACCACCUGUGCAGAAGCUGAGUGGUCAGAACUUCAAGAUAUUUGAUGAAUGCUCCUCAAACAAUGAUGCCAAAGUGCAGCAAAAACCUUCGGUUCCAGCCAUUGCUUCAAACCAACUUCAUCCAGCUCUUACUGCGCUUCCUUCUACAAGACAACCAUUGGUUAAUCUGCCAGUCAAUGUCUCCUUAUCAUCUGUUGAUUCCCCUAUGGUGCUUGACACAUCAGAUGAAGAACGACUGAACAUUUUUGACAUUGAUUCCAAUGCCGGAAUAUACGGACUGUCAGAAUACGCAACUGAAAUCUUUCAACACUUAAGGGAAGCUGAGCAAUUACAUCGGCCCAAGCCAAACUACAUGCGAAAGCAGCAAGACAUCACAGUUGGGAUGCGAGCAAUUCUUGUUGAUUGGCUUGUAGAGGUGGCAGACGAGUACAAGCUCCACACAGAAACCACGCAUCUUGCUGUAAAUUACAUUGAUCGCUUCUUGUCCCACAUGGCUGUCCUCCGAGGGAAACUCCAGCUUGUUGGAGCUGCUGCCAUGUUCAUUGCUGCGAAAUUUGAAGAGAUCUACCCACCAGAUGUUGGUGAGUUUGUUUACAUCACCGAUGACACUUACACCAAGAAGCAAGUAUUACGCAUGGAGCAUCUCAUUUUGAAAGUUCUUAAUUUUGAUGUAGCAGUCCCAACGUCAAACCAGUUCCUUAAACGAUACUUGAAAUCCGCUGGUGCUGACAAGAAAACUGAAUUUCUUGCUCAGUUUCUUUGCGAAUUGGCAUUGGUUGAGUUCGACUGCACACAAUAUCUUCCGUCCAUGAUUGCAGCUUCUUCAGUUUGUUUGGCGAGUUACACUGUAUCUGGAAAGAUCUGGGAUGAAACCAUGGAACACUACAUGCAGUAUCAACUUCAGGAUCUAGCUCCUUGCAUAAAACGCCUGCAUGAGAUCCUUGCUGGAGCUUCCAAAAACUCGCUACAGGCGCUAUUUGAGAAGUACAAGGAUGCGAAGUAUGACUGCGUUUCAAACAUUACAGCCACACCUACAUUACCAUUUGAUGAAAUGGAAGCUGAAGAGUGUUGAGCUUGAGACUGCUCGUAAUGAAGAUGCUGGAUUUGGUUGCAGGUCACAGUUGCUGCGUCCCCAGCAUCUUAAGUUCAAAACGUGUAGGAAAUGAAGUUGGUCCUGCUGUUACUCACUGCCAUUUUACCGCAGUGCACCAGGCACUGUUUUUAAUCCACUUAUUUUUAUCUGCCUGCCUGCGCUACCAUCUUGUUGGUAACGAUCUGCUGUAACUGUGAAUUAUGUUUAUCAGGUGUAAACUUUGAUGUCAAAAAAACAGUUCUUGUGACAAAAUGUUAGUUCGUCUUAAAAUUCAAAGUUUGUUUGACUUGUCCAAAUCUUUUGUUCGAUUCGUCCAAAUUUAUGUCUAUAAAAUCAAGUCGAACUUUUGCUGUGCAUUUAUCAUGUUAAAUUGAGAGAAACCAAAUUCUUAUUGAUUGCUUCUGUUGGCCUGAAUGUUACGGUUUUAAGUAUUUUUCAGGGCGUUAGUUUUAUUUAUCUUUUGUUCUACGUUAGUUACAGUUUGCCCUUUUUAAAUCUUAACAUCUUCGUGCAUACAUUGGAACUAUUUUACCCUUCAAUAAACAAUACUGAAUUUUAAAA
Molecule: messenger RNA, 2421 nt
Organism: Ciona intestinalis (vase tunicate)
Lineage: Eukaryota; Metazoa; Chordata; Ascidiacea; Phlebobranchia; Cionidae
Source: RefSeq, a predicted model, not a curated record